AUGACCAUUCGCUUCCUAUGUACCACGACGGCAGAUAUCACCCCGUCGCCAGCACCUCUCUCCCUCUCGAAGAUAUUCACAGCCGAGAUUGAGCCUUCCAAAGCAACGACCGAAGUACCGCCGCCCCCUGCUCGUACGGCGGUCACCAAGCGCAAGGAGGUCGUCACACCCGCUUCCCACCAACAGACUGCCUUUGGGAACAAUUCACGCAAAGCACGACUCAUCAGAGAGCAUCUGGGGCCAAUGGCCAGCGAGACGAAGCCUCUGUCGAAGUCUCCGUCGAAGCCGGUGUCGAAGCCUCUAUCGGAGCCUGUGCGUGGAUAA
This is a messenger RNA of Anthostomella pinea, 324 nucleotides long. The record is from the annotation of a GenBank genome assembly. NCBI's taxonomy places the organism in Eukaryota, Fungi, Ascomycota, Sordariomycetes, Xylariales, Xylariaceae.